Molecule: messenger RNA, 813 nt
Organism: Heterobilharzia americana
Lineage: Eukaryota; Metazoa; Platyhelminthes; Trematoda; Strigeidida; Schistosomatidae
Source: the annotation of a GenBank genome assembly
AUGUUAUCUAUGUCUGAAAUACGUCAGGCAGUCAGUAGUUCUGGAGCAGAUCCAUCAUUAACCAACACUGAAAUCUGGGUCAAUGUAACCUACUACAAUUGGUGGGAAAAAACUCAUCGAAGGGGUUGGGCUUUCACAAAGGUGUAUUCUUCUAACCCACUGAUCAAAUUUCUUGGUGGUAUGGUUAGACCUUUUAAGCCUAAUAUGUAUUUUACUGUUUAUUUGGUUGUUUAUAUGGCUGACGGUAGUAUGGUCAAGUAUAAAGGAAACAGAAAAGUUACCCUCUCAUUCUAUUGCCUUGAUAAUACUUUUGAAAAUCAAAUUACCUUGCCUGUAUCUGAUGAUGGUGUAAUACGUUACACGUAUAGACCAUCUGGCGAAGGAUGCAUUACCUACAGACUAGAAGCUCGGUAUAUUGAUGAGACGGACCGGAUUUUAUCAAGUGACCAACAGCGUAUCUUUUCUGUGAACUCUUAUUCUGGUACUUAUUUACAAUUAUCCACCUCAACGUUUUCUCCUAAGGUUAACGAAUACGUGGUGAUAAAUGUGCAAACAAAUUACCCAACAGACAAAAUACACUAUGUGGUUGUCUCUAAUGGCAACAUCUUAGCAACUGAUCAGUUACGCAUGUCAAGUUCAGUGACAUCGCGUACAUUUUCAAUAGCUGUGUCACGUUCAAUGUUCCCAGUUUCGCAUAUUGUUGCUUAUUUCAUAAAGGAUGAUAGUGAAAUUGUAUCAGAUUCACUUACAUUUUAUACAAAUUAUACAAAUUUGAAUGAUGUACAAAUGCAAGUCAAUCGCGGAAAGAUUUAA